CACACAUCAAGGCUGACAGAGAAAAGCCAUGGCCGACAAGGUCCUGAGGGAGAAGAGGAAGCUGUUUAUCCACUCAGUGGGCACGGGUACAAUAAAUGGCUUGCUGGAUGAAUUGUUAGAGAAAAGAGUGCUGAACCAGGAGGAGAUGGAGAAAGUAAGAGCUGAAAACGCUACAGUCAUGGAUAAGGCCCGAGCUUUGAUUGACUCUGUCAUUCGGAAAGGGCCCCAGGCGUGCCAAAUUUGUAUCAGUCAUAUUUGUGAAGAUGACUGCCACCUUGCAGGGGUACUGGGGCUCUCCUCAGGUCCGCAAUCUGGAAAUUUUCCUAAAACACAGGACGCCCAAGCAGUGGUUCCUGCCUUCCCAGCUCCUCAGGCAGUGCAGGACAACCCAGCUAGGCCAAGAGGGAGCCUCAAGCUUUGUUCUCCAGAAAUAGUCCAAAAGAUAUGGAACGAAAAGUCAGCAGAGAUUUACCCAAUAAUAAGAAGGUCGUUGACCCGUACACGUCUUGCCCUGAUUAUCUGCAACACAGAGUUUGACAAUCUUUCCAGGAGAGAUGGAGCUGAAGCUGAUAUCAUAAAUAUGACGGUGCUGCUAGAAGGUCUGGGGUACAACGUGGCAGUGAAAGAAAAUCUCACCGCUUUGGGCAUGACUACAGAGCUGAAGGCAUUUGCUGCCCGCCCAGAGCACCAGACCUCUGACAGCACUUUCCUGGUGUUCAUGUCUCAUGGUAUUCGGGAUGGCAUUUGUGGGAAGAAAUUCUCUAAGAAUGUCCCAGAUAUAUUAGAAGUCAACACCAUUUUUCAAAUUUUUAACACCUGGAACUGUCCAAGUUUGAGGGACAAACCCAAGGUGAUCAUUAUCCAGGCCUGCCGUGGUGAGAAUGAAGGGGUGGUGUGGUUAAAAGACUCAGUAGAAGCUUCUGGAAAUAGCUUCUCACUGGCUCCAGAGGAUUUUGAGGAUGAUGCCAUUAGGAAAGCCCAUAUAGAGAAGGAUUUUAUUGCUUUCUGCUCUUCAACACCAGAUAAUGUUUCUUGGCGACAUCCCAGAUGGGGCUCUCUUUUUAUUUUGAAUCUCAUCGAAAAUUUGCAAGAAUAUGCCUGGUCCUGUGACCUGGAGGAAAUUUUCCGAAAGGUCCGAUUAUCAUUUGAGCCACCAGAUGGUAGGGUACAGAUGCCCACCACAGAAAGAGUGACUUUGACAAGAUGUUUCUACCUCUUUCCAGGAUAUAUGGCUGAAGACAAACGUGAGAGAAAUAUACUUAAGGCUUUGGAAUCUGUGGGCAAAGAACUCAUUACUGGCAUUUCGGUUGGCUUGGUGGAAAAAGAUGUCCUGAAAUUGAAGGAAGAUGAAAAGAAAAAAUUUUAUGAAGCCAACCCUAGAGACAAGCCCUGGGUCUUGGUGGACUCUGUGAGAGACAGACGCCAUGAAGCAGGUCAAAUGCUUCUGCAAACCUUCCUUAACACAGAGAAAAAUUCUACUAGAAGAGAAGCUUCUGCGGAAAUCAUGCCUGGACCAGUUGAGCCAACAGAAUCUACAGAUACCCUCAAGCUUUGUCCUCAUGAAACAUACCUGCAACUGUGUAAAGAAAGGGCGGAAGAGAUCUAUCCAAUAAAGGAGAAAAAGGAUCGCACUCGGCUGGCUCUCAUCAUAUGCAAUACAGAGUUUGAUCAUCUUCCUGUCAGGACUGGGGCUGACUUGGACAUCACAGGGAUGAAGGGUCUGCUUGAGGAGCUUGGCUACAGUGUGGAGGUAAAAGAGAAGCUCACAGCCAGGGAUAUGCAAUCAGUGCUGCAGGAAUUUGCUGCCCGCCAAGAUCACAGGUCUUCAGACAGCACAUUCUUAGUGUUCAUGUCUCACGGUAUCCUGGAUGGGAUCUGCGGAACGACGCAUAGUGAUGAGAAUCCAGAUGUGCUACCUUAUGACACCAUCUUCCGGAUAUUCAACAACCAAAACUGCCCCAGUCUCAAGGACAAACCUAAGGUCAUCAUUGUCCAGGCCUGCAGAGGUGCAAAUCGUGGGGAAUUGUGGGUCCGUGACUGUCUAGCAGCCUGGGCAGACAGCCCUUCAGUGUCACCUGAGAACUUGGAGGAGGACGCCGUUCAUAAGACCCACGUGGAGAAGGACUUCAUUGCUUUCUGCUCCUCAACCCCACAUAAUGUGUCCUGGAGAGACAUCACAAAGGGUUCUCUCUUCAUUACACAACUCAUCACAUGCUUCCAAAAAUAUUCUUGGCGCUGUCACCUAGAGGAAGUAUUUCGGAAGGUACAACAAUCAUUUGAAAAACCAAGUGUUAAAACCCAAAUGCCCACCAUUGAACGACAAUCCAUGUCAAGAUAUUUCUACCUCUUUCCCGGCAACUAA
This is a messenger RNA of Ceratotherium simum simum (southern white rhinoceros), 2362 nucleotides long. The record is from RefSeq and is a predicted model, not a curated record. Lineage: Eukaryota; Metazoa; Chordata; Mammalia; Perissodactyla; Rhinocerotidae.